GGUGGACAUCGACAUCAUUCUCCAACAGAAGAAAUAAAAAAAGUUCCACCAACACUUCACGAUCAGCGCAUCUUCAAGCGAUAACAUCUCCCACCUCGAUAAACAAAUUUCGCGGAAAGCAUGGCCGCUGCGAGUGACAAGGCUCGGUUCUUUCUCGAGCAAUCUGUGCCGGAACUGAAGGAGUACGAACGCAAGAACAUCUUUUCCGCAGACGAAAUCACCAGUAUCACCAGAAAACGAUCCGACUUCGAGCAUAAAAUUAAUGCUCGAGGUUCCACACCUUCAGACUACGCACGCUACGCCGAGUUCGAGAUCAACGUCGAGGCUUUGAGACGGAAAAGAGUCAAGAGACUUGGGAUAAAGUCAACCGCACACAAUGGGAAGCGGCGCAUCUUCUUCGUAUUUGACCGCGGGACGAGGAAGCACCCUGGUGAUGUGGAUCUGUGGUUGCAGGCAAUAGAUUUCGCCAGAAAACAGAAGGCUUACAAGAAACUGCAAGAAAUUUUUGCCAAAGUACUCCGUCUGCAUCCUCGAAAGUCUGACCUGUGGACAUAUGCGGCGCAGUUUGCCCUGGACGAAAACGGCGACAUGACCGAGGCAAGAAGUUACAUGCAGCGAGGACUCAGGUUUUGCAAGUCGUCCAGAGCCAUGUGGUUUGAAUAUGGAAGGCUGGAGAUGUCUCACAUCGCCAAGAUCCAGGCACGUCGGGAGAUACUGGGUAUUUCGACAGGCGGACAGACACAAGAGCAGAUCCUUGAGGAGGACGAAAACGUCAUUAAAUUGCCUAACUUGACAGCGAUGGACAUCAAUCCAGAUGCUGAAGGAGAGGACAGUGCGCACACAACCCUACAGUUCUUCGACCCAACGUCAGCCAUGAACGGAGCAAUUCCCCUGGCGAUCUUCGACGCCGCUAUGGCUCAGUUCAACGAUCCCUCCUUCGGGCUGGACUUCUUCGACAUGGUUGUCGACUAUGAAGCUCUUUCAGCCUGCCGGGAAAUUGCAGCACAUAUUGAAGCAAAGUUGAUGACGGAGUAUCCGCAAGACUGGCACAGUCAGGCAUGUCGCAUUCGGCUGCCUCUUGUUUCACUGCAGCCUAACAGUCCCGAAUUUCCUGCUGCAUUCAGACAAGCUUUGGCACAUUUGAGGGAAGCCAGAGCAAAGACGCAGGAUCCACAACUCGUCGUGUGGGUGAGAGGUUGGUUGCAGGACCUUGAUGCGACACCCGAUCUAGACGAAGGAAUAAAAACGGUGGCAGAGUCUGUUCUGCGGUCAAUCGAGAGUGCCUAGAUGUUACCAGUGUCGAGGAAUUAUUGUACCAUAAUAUCAGUCCAAGCUACCCUUGGACCGAGAUUGCUUCUUGCUCGACUGCAGAUGCUUCCUCUUCAAUCUCGCUUCGUUCUCU
Molecule: messenger RNA, 1402 nt
Organism: Exophiala oligosperma
Lineage: Eukaryota; Fungi; Ascomycota; Eurotiomycetes; Chaetothyriales; Herpotrichiellaceae
Exons: 1
Coding region: 121-1287 (388 amino acids)
Biological process (GO): maturation of SSU-rRNA from tricistronic rRNA transcript (SSU-rRNA, 5.8S rRNA, LSU-rRNA)
Cellular component (GO): small-subunit processome; Pwp2p-containing subcomplex of 90S preribosome
Molecular function (GO): snoRNA binding; protein binding
Source: RefSeq, a predicted model, not a curated record